Messenger RNA from Volvox carteri f. nagariensis, 2192 nucleotides. RefSeq lists its product as uncharacterized. Bases 111 to 2192 code for a protein of 693 amino acids. NCBI's taxonomy places the organism in Eukaryota, Viridiplantae, Chlorophyta, Chlorophyceae, Chlamydomonadales, Volvocaceae. The transcript is spliced from 6 exons. The record is from RefSeq and is a predicted model, not a curated record.
AAAGUUACAUUCCUUAAACUACAACGCCAUUCUAUUCUUUCUCCCCUACCAUCUCGAAGUUCAACAACUGAAGCCCAAUUGCGGUAGUUGACAUUUCCGCAUGCCAAGCCAUGGCGCGUAGUAUUCAGUGCAUCGGUCUUGCGGCUUGCGUUUUGGCGGCGCAAUAUGUUGCGGCGCAGGAAAUCCUAAGUAAACUUAUCGUAACAGAUGCUCUUUUCAAUGGUGCGAAGAAGGAUGCUAUCCAUAGCCAUCUACAGCGGAUGCUCCAAUUGGAUUCUGAGCGCGAAGAGUCGGAGACUUUGGAAAGCUGCAGCCCCGCCGCCUUGUUGCAAGACAGAAAAUGUACAGUCCAAAUUGCUGCUGGCUUGAAGCUUGCGUCGAAGACUGGAAUUAAGUCUUCCGUCGAAAGCAAGAUAUCUGCACCAAUGUGCAAGGGCUCGGACUGCCUCAAUGCGCCGAUGCCCAACAACAAGGGGUCAUCCGGCAGCGAAAGCGUUGAAGUCGAGGGCAAUGAACCAGCAACGAAAUUGGUCACAUACGGUCCGAUGACCCAGGACGCUUAUCAGCGCAUGGUGCAGCGCAAGCGUGCAGCGAAGAGGGACGAGCUACAGAAGAAGGGCGCUCUCACCCCGGAGCUGGACGCGUUCUUGAAAUCUUCGAAUGCUGGCGAGCUGAAGGACGCCUUCGGCAUUCCACUGCCAGCGGCCCCCACAGAGCCUCGCCGCCCUCGUGAUGAUUUUGAAAUGCGCUUCCAGCCGCAAACCCCCUCGCCCGACCCCGCCAUCCGCGCUCCUUCCUCCUCGAAGUCUUCCUCGCCCAGCGACACCAGCAGCUCAAAAGCCAGCUCGGAUUUUGAAAUGCGCUUCCAGCCGCAAAGCCCGGCUAUGGAACCCGGUGCCCUUCGCCAAGAGCUUGAGGCCUUUAUCGCCGCCUCGCCCGUGGCGCAGCACAUGGCCCACAGCACUGCUUCCUUUACCACCACCUCUACCUCGACCACCACCACCUCUCCGUCCGCCCCCGCAAGCAGCACCGCCGAGAACGCAGCUGAGCUCAAGUCGGUCGUAGCCGCCGCAGCAACAUUGGCAGUAGCCGGAGCUAAUGUGCCUCAUCAGAAGCCGUCUUUGGAAGACCCGUUGCCGCUACCAGCUGCGGCCAAGACGCUGAACGACGUAGCCGCCGCCGCCGCCGCCGCCGCCGUGGGCCCAGCUCGUCCCCCAAUGACGAAGACCCAGGCAGAGGCGGAGGCUGCGGCCGCAGCGCAGCAAGUCGCCGCGAACACCGCCGCCGCUCGGGAGGCGAAUUUGGAGCGAAAGCGCCAACUGGUUCGCGAGGAGGCGGCUGCUGCCGCCGCCAACAAGAAGAAUGCUGCUAAGCGUACCGGUUCGUCGUCGUCGUCGUCUCCAUUGAGGGGGCAGCAUAAGCAGGAGCAGCAGCGUCGUGGAAGCGGCAGUACCACUCCCACUACCACUCCCAGUGCCAGUACCAAGUAUGUACAUGCCAUGCGAUCCGCCCCCGGUGCCCCUCGUCCCAUUUCCUCAUCGUCACCAUCGGUGAGAUCCAAAGCGGGUGUGACUGGUUACCUUUUCGUGGCUUUGCUCGCGGUGGCGGCGGCGGUGGGGUUGUUCGUGGCGGCGGCGGUGAUGGAGGAUGCACUGCUUGCUCGUCCAAGCGGAGUGAAGAACGGCGCCGCCGUCGCGACGGCUGCGCUACCGGGUCAGUGGCUUGUGCUGACGCGCGGCUUGUGGCGCCGUUGCCGUCGUGCCUUCGCCGCCGCUCGUAAACAGCUGAUGGGUCACGGAUCGGAUCUGCCUAUGUCGGUUAAUGAGGGAAGCAGCCCCGUCGCACGUGCCGUUGCCGCCGCUAGCGCGUUCGUACAUGUCUUUUGGAUGCACUUCCGUCACCAACAGCUUAGUGGGGCUGUAACGGCUGCAUUGGAUGCGUCGCGUCGCGCGUCGGCUGGCGGCGGCGUCGCCUCUUUCGUACCCGACCGCGCGUCGGCCGGCGGCGCCGCCGCUGCCACCCCGGCGUCGGUGUCGUCUUACCAGCCUUAUAUCACCAGCCCGUUUGCGGCGCCGCUGUACCAGCAAUCGUACGGCGCUGCAGCCAUGGCUGCUUCGUCGACAUCAUACGUAAUCGAAUCUGACGUCAGCGCUGCCGUUACGGUGGAUGGCAAUCUACGGCGCCGGCAUUAA